Callithrix jacchus (white-tufted-ear marmoset) is the source of this 1298-nucleotide messenger RNA. It is a transcript of the gene ID3, whose product is annotated as inhibitor of DNA binding 3. Gene Ontology annotation, molecular function: protein dimerization activity; transcription regulator activity. Lineage: Eukaryota; Metazoa; Chordata; Mammalia; Primates; Cebidae. Gene Ontology annotation, cellular component: cytoplasm; nucleus. The record is from RefSeq and is a predicted model, not a curated record. Gene Ontology annotation, biological process: cell differentiation; negative regulation of transcription by RNA polymerase II; circadian regulation of gene expression.
AGUGUUGGGCUAAGGGCGGACUGGCAGGGGGCAUGGAAGCUCAAAGAUCUGGGGCGCUGCCAGGAAAAAGCAAAUUCUUAAAGUUAAUGGUUUUCAGUGAUUUUUAAAUCCUUGCUGGCGAAGAGGCCCGCCUCUCCCCAGUAUCAGCGCUUCCUCAUUCUUUGAAUCCGCGACUCCGCGGUCUUCGGCGUCAGACCAGCCAGAGGAAGCCUGUUUGCAAUUUAAGCGGGCUGUGAACGCCCAGGGGCGGCGGGGGCGGGGCCGAGGCGGGCCAUUUUGCAUAAAGGGGCGUGCCGUGGAGCGGGCUCUAUAAGUGCCGCGGUAGCGAGCGUGCACGUAUUGCAAGCCACUGUUGGGGGAUUUCGUUGGGUUUUCUCCCACCUCUGGGCACUUCUGGACUCACUUCCCAGCAUGAAGGCGCUGAGCCCGGUGCGCGGCUGCUACGAGGCGGUGUGCUGCCUGUCGGAACGCAGUCUGGCCAUCGCCAGGGGCCGAGGCAAGGGCCCGGCAGCAGAGGAGCCGCUGAGCCUGCUGGACGACAUGAACCACUGCUACUCCCGCCUGCGGGAACUGGUACCCGGCGUCCCGAGGGGCACUCAGCUUAGCCAGGUGGAAAUCCUACAGCGCGUCAUCGACUACAUCCUCGACCUGCAGGUGGUCCUGGCCGAGCCAGCCCCUGGACCCCCCGACGGGCCCCAUCUCCCUAUCCAGACAGCCGAGCUUGCUCCGGAACUUGUCAUCUCCAACGACAAAAGGAGCUUCUGCCACUGACCCGGCCGUCCUCGCACCGCCUGAACGCAGGUGCUGGCGCCCGUUUGGCCUGGGACCCCGGGAACCUCUCCUGCCGGAAGCCGGACGGCAUGGAUGGGCCCCAACUUCGCCCUGCCCACUUGACUUCACCAAACCCCUUCCUGGAGGCUGAACCUGGUGCCCAAGAGCGAAGGACUGUGAACUUGUGUGGCCUGAAGAGCCAGAGCCAGCUCUGGCCACCAGCUGGGCGACGUCACCCUGCCCCCACCCCACCCCCAAGUUUUAAGGACUGUCUUUUCAGAGCAUGGAGGUGUGGAGGAGGGAGUGGCUGCUCUCCAGACUCUGCCAAGGCGGCGGCAGAGCUGGUCUUCUGGUCUCCUUGGAGAAAGGUUCUGAUGCCCUGAUUUAUGAACUCUAUAAUAGAGUAUAUAGCUUUUGUACCUUUUUUACAGGAAGGUGACUUUCUGUAACAAUGCGAUGUAUAUUAAACUUUUUAUAAAAGUUAACAUUUUGCAUAAUAAACGAUUUUUGAACACUUGUGUAUAUGA